GGCUCAUCCACCCAUAGAUGCGAUGCCAUGGCAUUCUGGAGUGCGUGAGUCUCGAGGCAAAUCUGGAUGCUUCCAAUCCCAAUCCCAACCCCACCACCACUGCCUCUUUCCUCCUCGAUCCCCUUCCUCCUCAGGUCCAAGGUCUCCUCCUCCUCCGCCUCGCCCCGCCGCGUGCGAGGUGUUCUUGAUUCGGUGGGAGAUCGAUUGGCAUGGGGAGAGCGGCUUGAGAUUGUCGGGAGUGGUGCCUGGUGUUGAGUGAUUUGGUAGGCAGUAUUUGAGUGGUGGUCUCCUGAGGAAGAGGAGGGAUUCCUAGCCUUGAUCCCAAUUGCAACAGAGAGAGACACACUUUGGAUGUUUUAGAGUUUAUGUAUUUUGCAGCUCCAAUGGAUGUUAAGGGUGUUAGCGACCAGGAUGCUCUAAUUGAUCUGGAGAGUGGAAAUAACAUUGUUGUUGGCGAGCAUAACAACGGUGAGGAUGCUAAUUUUGUUGUUGCCCAAGAAAGAACAGCUGCAUGGAAUGGUGUCAUGGGCACCAAUGGAUCUUGCCUGAAAGAUGAUAAAAAUCAGCACAUGUGUUGCUGUCCAGCCUCUCCAGAUGCUGCUGCCAAAAAUGGAGAUGACAGGAAGUCUGAUGGGGAGGAGAAACUAGGCCUUCUGGAUUCUUCCGGAGGCGAGAAGACAAAGAAGAAGCGCUCCAAGAAACCACCACGGCCUCCAAGGCCACCAACACCGACACCAUUGGACGUUUCUGACCAGAAGCUCCUUAAUGAGCUGAGCGAACUUGCUAUAUUGAAACGAGCAAGGAUUGAGCGAAUGAAGGCUUUGAAAAAGAUGAAGAAUGCCAAACAAGGGUCCUCAAGUAGCAACUUAUUUCCCCUGAUCAUUACCAUUAUCUUCUGUCUCGUUAUACUCUGGCAAGGUUUUUUCUCACGGACGGGAUCGGCAGUGAGCUUCCAUGGAUCACCAGAAUCGUCAGUUAGAGCGCAUAGCAGUCUGAUCUCCAUUCGGUUCUACAAGAAGAAUCAUUCUAAUAGCAGACCUCAUGAGUCCAUCUCAUUCUCUGCAGCUCCCAAGAACGCCGAGACACCAUCGAGGCUGGAGAUCCAUAGCAAGGCGAGAAAGAUGGUGAGAUGAACAUUGCUCCCGAGCAUGAUCUGCUACCAUGAUUGCCGUCGCCGCAAUGCCUCCCAACUUGCCAUUUUGAAUCCUCAUCACGUUAGGUUGAUGUAAAUUAUGAGAAAUGACACUGCUUCUCGAGGCGUCCUCACUUGUAAAUGAUGGAUGAACUACUCUUUUUAGUGUGUGGGUGUGUGCCCCCCCUCUCUGGGUUCUAUGCUGCUAACCAGUGGACCUGCCAGUGGCCAUUGCACUUGGUAAGUGCAAGAUGUCUUGUUACAACAAUAAAAGUGCUCUUAAUAAUAUGAUCUACUGUAUGUC
Oryza brachyantha (malo sina) is the source of this 1436-nucleotide messenger RNA. RefSeq lists its product as uncharacterized. The record is from RefSeq and is a predicted model, not a curated record. NCBI's taxonomy places the organism in Eukaryota, Viridiplantae, Streptophyta, Magnoliopsida, Poales, Poaceae. The transcript is spliced from 4 exons. Bases 366 to 1133 code for a protein of 255 amino acids.